This is a messenger RNA of Nothoprocta perdicaria, 1411 nucleotides long. RefSeq names its product zinc finger protein 692 (gene ZNF692). The annotation marks the transcript as partial. Gene Ontology annotation, biological process: regulation of transcription by RNA polymerase II. The record is from RefSeq and is a predicted model, not a curated record. The transcript is spliced from 8 exons. NCBI's taxonomy places the organism in Eukaryota, Metazoa, Chordata, Aves, Tinamiformes, Tinamidae. Gene Ontology annotation, molecular function: RNA polymerase II cis-regulatory region sequence-specific DNA binding; DNA-binding transcription factor activity, RNA polymerase II-specific. Gene Ontology annotation, cellular component: transcription regulator complex; PcG protein complex.
GUUCAGCGCCCAGGGCUGCGUCCUCAGCCCAGGAGAGCCGGAGGCGGCUGCGGAUCCGGGUGCGGAUCCCGAAGCGGAGGCGGAUGCGGAGGCGGAUCCCGAUGUGGAUCCCGAUGCGGAUGCGGAUGCGGAUGCGGAUGCGGAGCGGGCGGCGCUGCAGCGCCUCGUGCUGCUCUCGCACGGCCACAGCCGCCGCUGCGCGCUGGUGCCGGGCGUGCGGCGCGCGCCGGGAUCCCGCCGCACGCUCCUCUGGGAAUGCGCUGGACGCAAUUCCCGCUUCCUGGAAUAUCCUGCAAUAACCCUCCGUUUCCCUUCCCGCCCUCUCCGGCGUUCCUGGCUCCGUGUCCCUGCAGCUCCCGGAGCGCAGCCGGAUGGAGGCAAUUCCCGGGAAACCCCCCCCGUGGAUCCCGAGCCGCCCUUCCUUCCCGGCGCGAAUUCCGGCUGCGGUGACGCUCCGGAGGCGCCGGAGCCGCCAGCGGCUGCCGAGGAGGAGGAGGAGGAGGAGGAGGAGGAAGAGGAGCCGGCGUUCGCCGACGAUCCGCGCGACGGGAAUUACGUCCCGUCCCCGCCCCCGUGCCGCGAGGCGGGAAAAGGGGACGAGGACGCGGCCCAGAUCGGCCCCAAGAGGAUCAGGAAGGCGGCGAAGCGGGAGCUGCUCCUGUGCGACUUCGAGGGCUGCGGGAAGAUCUUCUCCAACCGGCAGUACCUGAACCACCACCGCAAGUACCAGCACGAGCAGCAGAAGACGUUCGCGUGCCCGGAGCCGGGAUGCGGCAAAUCCUUCGACUUCAGGAAGCACCUCAAGGAGCACGAGAAGCUGCACAGCGACAAGCGGGAUUACAUCUGCGAGUUCUGCGCGCGCCGCUUCCGCACCAGCAGCAACCUCCUCAUCCACCGGCGCAUCCACACGGGAGAGAAGCCGCUCCAGUGCGAGAUCUGCGGGUUCCGGUGCCGCCAGAAGGCGUCGCUCAACUGGCACAUGCGGAAGCACGGCGCCGCCGCCGACUACCGCUUCCCGUGCGAGCUGUGCGGGAAGCGCUUCGAGAAGCGGGAUAACGUGGCGGCGCACCGGAGCAAGAGCCACCCCGGAGCGGCGGGAACGCCGCCGGGAAUGCCGCCGGGAACGCCGGGAACAUCACCGGGAAAGUCGGGGACGCCGCCAGGAAUGCCGCCGGGAACGAUAUCGGGAAUGCCGCCUGGAAUGUCGCCGGGAAAGCUGCCCGGAAUGCCACCCGAGACACCCGGGAUCCUGCCGGAGACAGUGGGAAUUCCGCCCGCGGCGCCCAGGAUCCCACCAGAGACGGCCGGAAUGCCGCUGGAGACACCGGGAAUGCCGCCCGAAAGGCCCAAGAUCCUUCCGGAGAUGCCGGGAAUGCCACUGGAGACACCGGCUCCCGCACUGGCCCAAUAA